Molecule: messenger RNA, 1887 nt
Organism: Neodiprion virginianus
Lineage: Eukaryota; Metazoa; Arthropoda; Insecta; Hymenoptera; Diprionidae
Product: G-protein coupled receptor Mth2-like
Exons: 6
Coding region: 60-1595 (511 amino acids)
Biological process (GO): G protein-coupled receptor signaling pathway; cell surface receptor signaling pathway
Cellular component (GO): membrane
Molecular function (GO): G protein-coupled receptor activity
Source: RefSeq, a predicted model, not a curated record
UUGUUUUUUUUUGUCAGUGAAGAAAAAAAAUAAGAUACCUUUAAUUAAAAGCAGUGAACAUGUUUCGACUGUGGUUCGUCAUCCUAGCCUGCAGUUUCUGCUUUGAAAUAUCAGUUUCAUCGGCUAAGGAGCCGGUGAUCAUAUCUUUCAACCUGACGACUUUUGGCGGUGACAUCGAGAGGAUUAAAUCUCUGCACAACACCAGCUGGCCCCUUGUUGGAAAGUGCUGCCCGGUUGGUCAAUUGUAUCGUUUUAACGAUGAUGAUAAUCCGGGUGAAAAUCGAUGCGAAGACCCGCGACUGAACGAGAAAAACGAUUACUCACCGUUCUUCAGCGACUUCAAUCAUUCCGGACUGUUGGUUCCAGGAUUGAGUCAACCCCAAUUCGUCGCGGUCAUCGGAAUACCUUGCCGAUAUGGAAAGUACAUAAUGGAUCCGUUGACGAUAGCGGAGGACGAGUAUCACCUCAUGAUGAACGGGAGCGUUUUCACGCCGCUGAAUAACGUGCGGAUGCUUCAACCUGGUCAAGACUACUGCAUGGAGGUCGUGUCCGAUGGAAGAUUGGUCGUCAUGGGCUGCUACCAGCCAGAACUUAAAGUAGUUACAGCGGACACGCGGCUCGCUAUGUACGCAAUCGGUCUCCUGAUUUCGGUCCCAUUUCUCCUGGCAACGAUCAUCUCGUACGUGAUAACGCGGCAGAUCUGCGACGUACAUGGCAUGAAUCUAUGCUGCUACUCCGGAUGUCUUGCGGUGGCUUUUCUCACCCUGGCGUUACUACAGCUUAGUGGACAGUCGUUCGAUCAGAACGCUUGCGUAUCGGCAGCGUUCGUCAUACAGUUCUCCUUCAUUGCCUCCUCCUUUUGGCUCAACGCUAUGACCGUCGAAAGUUGGCGUCUUAUUCGAGGGUACAAAGCAGGCUCCCCUCCUCUCACUAGUGAGCGCAGCCCUCCACUCUACAGAGUAUUCUUCUUCUACUCAAUUUGGGGAUGGGGACUUUCCGCCGUUCUCAUCGUUGUCUCCUUGGCUCUGGGUCUCAAUCCGACGAUACCGUGGACCUACGUCAAAAGAUCCGGAAACGAGCAGCCGAGCUGCUGGUUUGGUUUAGACACGUACUCGCUUCCGUAUUUCUACGUACCGGUUGGCAUCCUGGUGUUCUUGAACACGACGCUCUUCGUAAUGGCCGGUAUAAAAAUGGCCCAAAUCCAGCGAGCAUUGGACCGAAAUCGCGUGGCGCGUAACAACGAGUCGGAUCGUCGUGACCGUCGAGUUUUCAAGGAGUUGAGACUCACCUUCUUCUUCACGCUCGCCCUGUUCCUGAUACUGGUUGUCAACUGGUCGAUGGAACUCGUGUCGAUGCUCACGGAGAGCAACGUCUUCGCCUGGUCCAUAUUCGACCUGGUUAACGCCCUCCAAGGCCUCUUUGUCUUCGGUUUCUUCGUCCUCAGACGAGCCGUCCGCACCCUUGUAUGGCAGAGGAUAAAGGAACUCGUUGGUAUAGGUUCCGAGCGCGAAUCCGACGACGACAAGGCGAACGAGAUGACCCUCUUAUCGUCAGUCACGAACGGCACGAACUCGACGAGGAUCGUGACUCAGUGACAUCCUAAUGGUGCAUGAAAACCCUUGUGAUUAGUUGAUGCAACUGCCAAUCAAUACCUUAGAUUUACGUAUAAUUAAUUUAAAAUCGACAUCGCAUAGACGACGGAAGGAUUCGGAAAGGUAAAUUGGCGGUGAAGUCACACCGGGAUAAAACUUUCAUUAUAAACUGUAUAGAAUACUUUUACACCUUGUCGCCGGAAUCCUGAUACGAAUGUAAGUAUUAAGUUCAGUGAGAUGUUAUAAGCAUAUUUAUAGGUAAAUAACGGUAAUUAAAAAUGUUUAUACAUGUAAA